GAGUACGUAGUUUACGGAGAACAGCUGGAAGAGCAGUUGCUCAACGACAACAAAACCGCUCAGCUCAUCAUUCGUUUUGCGGACAUCGCGUUAAGCGGACGUGCGGAUUUUUUAUUAGACCACAGAGUUUUGGCAAGCACAUAAAAACGCCGCAAUCAACUUCAAUCAAAUAAAUACCAACAACAACAGAUUUACAAAGACGUUAUUGUAGCACGGGUCAAAGACGAGAUGGGCACCGCAAAUGGAGCCAUUUCUAGGCAUACGGCUUAUCUAUUGCGCUUGAGCUUUGUGUUGAUAUUAUUUAUUUUCGCAAGUUUUGAUAAGACCAGUGCAUUGGGUCGAUUCCGUAAUGGACGUUACGAUGAUGGAUUUCUAGGCGAGCCGAGCAAAUUCGAGUCGUUGCGACGCAAGCCAGAACCGGAAGAUAAAUGGUUCGUGCAGAAGUUGGAUCAUUUUGGAGAAAUGAACAAGGAGCUCACUUGGAAGCAGCGUUACUUUGUGAACGAUGAGUUCUAUCGCAAUGAUAGCACGGCACCAAUUUUCCUAAUGAUCGGCGGUGAAGGUGAGGCAUCGAAGCGUUGGAUGUCCGAAGGUGCUUGGAUUAAAUAUGCCGAACAUUUCGGUGCGCUUUGCUUCCAAUUGGAGCAUAGAUUUUAUGGUAAAAGCCAUCCCACAAGUGACCUCUCCACAAAGAAUCUGGUGUAUUUAACUUCGGAACAGGCGCUCUCGGAUUUGGCUAAUUUUAUACGCAGCAUGAAGAAACAGUAUAACAUGGGUGAGAAUCAAAAAUGGAUAGUCUUUGGUGGUUCCUACCCGGGUUCGUUGGCAGCUUGGGCACGUGAGAAGUUCCCUGAUAUUAUACACGGCGCUAUCAGUUCGAGUGGACCGUUAUUGGCUAAAGUUGAUUUUAAAGAAUAUUUCGAGGUGGUGAAAGCUUCAUUGGCCACAUACUCAAAUGAUUGUUUGGAAGCUGUUGGUCGUGCUUUUGCACAAGUUGAAAUAUUAACUCGUCACAUGAUCGGACAACGCAAUUUGGAUGAAAAAUUCAAAACCUGCACACCAAUCAAAUACUCCAUAAACAAUCCAUUGGAUAUGUCCAACUUCUUCGAGUCUUUGGCUGGCAACUUCGCUGGUAUUGUGCAAUAUAACAAGGAUAACAGGCCUAGUGCUAAAUAUACAAUCGAUGAUCUUUGCAACGUUAUGGUCAAUACCACCGUUGGUCCACCCGUUACGCGUCUUGGUGUGGUUAAUGACAUGCUUUUGAGUGAGUCCAAGGAGAAAUGUUUGGAUUACAAAUAUGAUAAAAUGAUUGCUGAAUUAAAAGAGAUUUCUUGGGACGCUAAAGCCUGUAAUGGCAGUCGGCAGUGGACCUAUCAGACUUGCAAUGAAUUUGGUUUCUAUCAAACUUCGAAUAAUAAGAGCGACACUUUCGGUGAUCGUUUUGCAGUGGACUUUUUCAUUAAGCAGUGCAUGGAUAUUUACUCAGAGAGUAUGGACUCCAAGUACUUGGAGCAAGUAGUUUCACAAACAAAUAAUUACUAUGGCGCACUCAAACCCAACACCACAAAUGUGCUCUACGUACACGGUUCCAUUGAUCCAUGGCAUGCGCUCGGUUUGACUGCAUCGAAGAAUCCCAAAUUGCCCACGAUUUACAUUCAAGGUACUGCUCACUGCGCCAAUAUGUAUGAGCCUGCUAAAACCGAUCCACCACAACUUGUCGAGGCACGUAAUAAGAUUAUUAAAUAUCUUGCACUGCUGUUGGAGAACUUCAAAGUGGAACGUGCUUGAAAACAGCAAAUUAGUUUUAUUGUGAAUUAAUCGUUUUUACUUUACACCGAUACCAAAUGAAAUUCGAAUGUUAUUGAACAAAACCUAUCGAAUAUAUACUUUACUCUACUUGUAAA
Zeugodacus cucurbitae (melon fly) is the source of this 1904-nucleotide messenger RNA. RefSeq names its product putative serine protease K12H4.7. Gene Ontology annotation, molecular function: dipeptidyl-peptidase activity; serine-type exopeptidase activity. NCBI's taxonomy places the organism in Eukaryota, Metazoa, Arthropoda, Insecta, Diptera, Tephritidae. The coding region runs from base 229 to 1788 and encodes 519 amino acids. The record is from RefSeq and is a predicted model, not a curated record. Gene Ontology annotation, biological process: proteolysis. The transcript is spliced from 9 exons.